This is a messenger RNA of Hevea brasiliensis (rubber tree), 975 nucleotides long. Its product is annotated as cytokinin riboside 5'-monophosphate phosphoribohydrolase LOG1. Gene Ontology annotation, biological process: cytokinin biosynthetic process. Gene Ontology annotation, molecular function: hydrolase activity, hydrolyzing N-glycosyl compounds. Gene Ontology annotation, cellular component: nucleus; cytosol. The coding region runs from base 30 to 788 and encodes 252 amino acids. The record is from RefSeq and is a predicted model, not a curated record. The transcript is spliced from 7 exons. Lineage: Eukaryota; Viridiplantae; Streptophyta; Magnoliopsida; Malpighiales; Euphorbiaceae.
GUACGCCUCUGUUCUACCGUUAUAUAUGCAUGAACCCACUCUCCAUCUUCACCAAAGCCGGUGGUGGGUCACUUGUGAACCAGGAUAUUUGCAUACCAUUUCUCCUUUCUUUCUUCCUUUCUUUUCUUCAAACACAGAGAGAUAUGGAGAUUGAUAAGGAAAUGAGACAAUCCAAAUUCAAGAGAAUUUGUGUGUUUUGUGGUAGUAGUCCUGGAAAGAAAAGUAGCUAUAAGGAUGCUGCUAUUGAGCUUGGAAAAGAAUUGGUAGCAAAAAAUAUUGAUCUGGUUUAUGGAGGAGGGAGUAUUGGUUUGAUGGGGUUGAUUUCUCAAGCUGUUUAUAAUGGUGGCCGCCAUGUGAUAGGAGUUAUCCCCAAGACACUCAUGCCUAGAGAGAUAACUGGUGAAACAGUAGGUGAAGUGAAGCCGGUUGCUGAUAUGCACCAAAGGAAAGCAGAGAUGGCUAGACAUUCUGAUGCAUUCAUUGCCUUACCUGGUGGCUAUGGGACCCUUGAGGAGCUUCUUGAAGUGAUAACUUGGGCCCAACUUGGUAUCCAUGACAAACCGGUGGGAUUGCUGAAUGUGGAUGGUUACUACAACUCUUUAUUGUCAUUUAUUGACAAAGCAGUAGAGGAAGGCUUCAUUAGUCCAAGUGCUCGACAUAUCACAGUGUCUGCCCCUAACCCAAAAGAGUUAGUCAAGAAAAUGGAGGAGUAUUUUCCAAGGCAUGAAAUAGUUGCCUCAAAGGUCAGUUGGGAGAAUGAACAAUUAGGAUACUCUGAAGAGAUUUGAGACAUUGAAAAGGAAGAGCCCAAAGAAAAUAGGCACUUUGGCAUUGAAAUGGGCUAUAAUUUUACAUGACCAAACGUUUUCAAAGUGGGUUUUUUUUAGCCCCUCUUUUUUUUUUUUUUAAAUUUUGAUGUAAACUAGAGAAAAUUGACCUUGAAAUUGGAAGCUUGACCAUUUUCUUUAGCAACAA